UAAUUUUGAAGAUAAAAUUGAUUUUCAGUCUUGCAGAGGGGAAAUAACUGAAGUCUUCAGCAGAACAACCCUAAAAAAUUUCACUUGUCUGGGUGGCAUUAUUCCCAUCUACUAAUAAAGACAGUGCAGCUUCAGAAGCUUGGCAGUCACAUGAAAAGGCUUGAGUAUAUUGGACAGUGAAUAUCCAAGAUACAGACAGUUGAAAAUAUAGAGCUAUUUAAAGACCAGAAACCUAUUUUGUUGUGAGGACAACAUUAAAAACUUGGACAAUGUUUCUGCAUAGUCUCAGAUACCAGUGCCAUCCUUUGGUUUGGAAGUCAAUGGAAUUGUGAAUUCUGCACUCAGUGUCUUAAAUUAAUGAAUGCUUAAAUAUCUUCGGAUGAAUAUUUGAACAACACUUACUCUGCUUCAGUCUUGCUUCAGAAUGUCCGUCUGUGCUUCUUCUCAUAAGGAGUUUUCUCAGUUACUGCCAAUUCAGGAUAUUGGACGUAGUAAAACAGAAAUUAAAAGCUCACCUCCUGGCAUCAGCUCUCCUGUUUAUAGCUGCAGUCAGUCUGCUCUGACAAUGGAACAGAGCCCAGUUUAUAUUCCUUCAUCUUAUGUGGAAAACAGUCAUGAAUAUUCUGCAAUGGCAUUCUAUAGUCCUGCCAUGAUGAAUUACAACAUUCCUAGCAAUUUCAGUGAUUCAGAAAGUGCAUCUGUAAGGCAGACAUCAAGCCCAAAUGUUUUAUGGUCUGCUCCUGGCCAUAUUUCACCUUUGACAUUACAUUGCCAGUCAUCACUUUUAUAUGCAGAGCAAUCAAAGAGCCCGUGGUGUGAUGCAAGACCAGUGGAUGAUGCACUGCCUAUGAACAGAGAGACAUUAAAAAGAAAAUCUAAUGGCAGUGAUUGUACAAGUCCUGGUUCAAAAAGAGAUGCACGCUUCUGUGCAGUCUGCAGUGAUUAUGCUUCAGGAUAUCACUAUGGCGUUUGGUCUUGUGAAGGAUGUAAAGCGUUCUUUAAAAGAAGUAUCCAAGGACACAAUGAUUACAUAUGUCCAGCUACCAAUCAAUGCACAAUAGAUAAAAAUAGGCGUAAAAGCUGUCAGGCAUGUAGACUACGGAAAUGCUGUGAAGUAGGAAUGAUGAAAUGUGGUUCAAGAAGAGAACGUUGUGGGUAUCGUAUCAUACGCCGUCAUCGUAAUUCAGAAGAUCAAGUGCAUUGCACUGGCAAAGCUAAAAUGAAUAGUGAAAAUACAACCCGAGUGAAAGAAAUCCUCCUUAAUGCACUCAGUCCUGAGCAGUUCAUUUUAACAUUACUUGAAGCCGAACCUCCUAAUGUGUUGCUGGUGAGUCGCCCCAACAAGCCAUUUACAGAAGUCUCCAUGAUGAUGUCAUUGACAAAGCUUGCAGACAAAGAAUUGGUUCACAUGAUUGGUUGGGCCAAGAAAAUUCCUGGCUUCAUAGAGCUCAGUCUGUAUGACCAAGUAAGGCUCUUGGAGAGUUGUUGGAUGGAAGUUUUAAUGGUGGGUCUGAUGUGGAGGUCGAUUGAUUAUCCUGGCAAACUAAGUUUUGCACCAGAUCUUGUAUUAGAGAGGGAUGAGGGGAAAUGUGUAGAAGGAAUUCUGGAAAUCUUUGACAUGCUCCUGGCCACAACAUCAAGAUUUCGAGAGCUGAAAUUACAGCACAAGGAGUAUCUGUGUGUCAAGGCUAUGAUUCUUCUCAAUUCCAGUAUGUUUCCAUUAUCAGCUGCUGCGGAAGAACCUGAAAGCAACAGGAAGCUACAUCACUUGCUUAAUGCAGUAACUGAUGCUUUGGUGUGGGUUAUUGCAAAGAGUGGAAUCCCAUCUCAGCAACAGACAACUCGUUUGGCUAACUUGUUGAUGUUACUUUCUCAUGUCAGGCAUGCAAGUAACAAAGGUAUGGAGCACCUUCUGAGCAUGAAGUGUAAAAAUGUGGUCCCAGUCUAUGACUUGUUGCUGGAAAUGUUGAAUGCACACACACUUCGAGGCCAAAGAAAGUCUGCAGUCACAGAUUCUGAAUUUGGCCCAUCAGAACAAACUGAUACUAGAGAUGAUGCGUGGAAUAUGUCAGCACAGUAACUUUAUAAUUACCUGGAAGAUCAGGUUUGUAGGAAACUGAAGCAAAACAACAUUAUUUAGAGCUGUCGAAAACUUGAUAUGUCUCAUGAAUCUUAGACAACCUUUUUGUGGCCCUAUUCUAAUCUUUCUGAUUUGCAUGUUUAUCUUGGAUAAGGCUGUAUGUAUAUCACCUCCUGUAUUGUGUGAAGCACAUCUUGUCCAUGUUUCUGACAUACUUUGCACUUACACUAAUGCUUUCUGAGACUUAUGAACACAAUACCCUGUGAGAUUGGAAAUUAUUAUUACCCCUUUUUAAAAAAAGGGUAAACUGAGGUAGAGAGAAGCUAGGUGACUAGCUUAAGAACCCACAGUAAGUCAGUGGAGAGCUGGGAAUAGUAUCCUGACUCCCAGUUCUUGCUUUAACCACUGGACUAUGUUUUCUUUCAAUAUAUCAACAUAUGAAAUGUACAGCUGUUACAUCACAUGGGAGGGAUUUUUUUUAUGUGUAUAGGAUGAUGAUCACUGGGGAAAUGCCUACAUUUCAGUUAACGUGGUUAAAGUGCCAAGACGCAUGUAAAAUUUAAAUGUUUAUUCCUUGUAUGAUUAUGCAAUGGAUGCAGAUGGAACACAGAAAUACUUCCUCGGGCUUCAUUUGAGCCACUCAGAAUUGGUUCUGGGACCACUUUAAAGACCAGCUCCAUAAACAUAAAAACAGGUUUCUUUAUUUUGUGAGCCUACUCUUUAGUAUUUGAACUGUUUCUUUGUAUAAGGUACUCAUCUGCUUAAAGGUUGACUUGACUGCUUAGUCAUUUUCUCAAAUUUUUAAAAAUUUAUUGUCGUCACUGAAAUUAAUGUGCUGUUGUUUUGUAUAUUUAUAAUGACUUAAUGUGUAGGUAUGAAGGAUCAAGAAAUUAAUGUUUAUUAUGUGCAUUAGUAAAAAUAAUGUGAAACAGUCCACUGAACUAUUUUUUUAAAUGGUUUCCUAGGCAAUUUCAUAAUCUUUCCGUCACUUCCAUCUUGAGUACAGAAGUGUCCAGCUGUAUUGUCAGGUUCAAGGGGUUCUGGAAAUGCAGUGUACAUAACUGUAGAGAGUGGUAGCAUAAAUAGAGAUGAGGCUCAGCUGGGAUCUGCUUUUACUUACAUGACUCAGUUUUGCUCUCUUCUUUUCAAGAGGAAGUUACAUGCAACUUGCUUUGCUAGGGAAGCUCUACCCUAAGUUAUGCUUUUUCAACCCUCCUAAAAGAACCCUAAAUGAGAGAGGGGAAACAUGCCUCUGGGAUAAAUUCAUGGAGGAUAGGUCCAUCAGUGGCUAUUAGCCAGGAUGAGCAGGGACGGUGUCCCUAGCCUCUGUUUGCCAGAAGCUGGGAAUGGGUGACCGGACGGAUCACUUAUGAAGUGCACUGCUUCAUGUGUGGCAAUUCGUUAUUGGCAUGUCACUAAAUAUAUAGUCACAUAAAAUGUCUGUCUUGUUGAUUUCUGCAGCUGUCUAAGGUGCAUUGAGUCUGAAAGGACAUAUAAUAUGGCCCCCAGCCUCAUUUGGAAAAUAAGAAAAUAUUUUUUCUGUCAUUUGAUUAUGUAAAUUCUGUUUCAUGCUGGAAUUAAAUUCAUUAGCCUUUGAUGAUAACACUGGAAAUUAAGGACUUGACUAGAUACCAGAGUGUUCAGUUGUAUAUUAUUGUCAUUUUAGGUAUGUGAUAAAACUAAAUUAGAGAUUAAUUUGAUGCCCAUCUAAGUCAGUGGGGAGCUUUUCCUGUGAUUUCUAUGGGAUUUGGAUCAGGCCCUUAUGGCGGAUCCACCAUACACCAUAUUUUUUAAGCACAAAGUCACCCUCUGUGCAUACUCCCCAGAAUUCUACUGAAGGUGCACUCAUCUUUCCACUUCAAUGAGCCUAUCCAUCUCCCUACCUUUUUCCAUAACCACAUGCAAAUUCCUUUGAAUCUACAAUGCACACUUUAGAUGUGUGCAGAGCUUUGUCCUUCUACUUGGAUAGGACUAAAACUUUUAGGCGUUCCGACAAGCUAUUCGUCCCCAUUGCAGAAUGCUCUAAAGGCUCAUCUGUCUUUAACCACAGACUUUCCAACUGGAUCUUGAGUUGCAUUUGUCUCCGUUAUCGGCUACAGAAUGCGACUCCCCCUACUUUUAUCAGGACUCACUCCACCAGAUCCAUGGCAGCCUCAGUGGCCUUUCUACGUAAUGUCCCCCUUAAGGACAUUUCCAGUGCUGCCAUUUGGGCUUCUGAAAAUAUGUUUGCAAAACAUUAUGCUCUUACACAGGGACCCAUCACUGAUACGCAUGUGGGCAAAGCUGUUCUAUCAACUGCAUUCUUUUCAGAUCCGAAUUCCCUACCUCCUUGAGAGAUGCUGCUUUUCAGUCACCUACAGUGGAGCACCCACAGGGACACCUCUCGAAGAAGAAGAAGAGGUGGUUACUCACCUGUGCAGUAACUGACGUUCUUCGAGAUGAGUGUCUCUGUGGGUGCUCCAAAUCCCACCCUCCUCCCCUCUACUUUGGAGCUGGGGCGGCCUCCGUUGUAGAGGAGGAGUUUGGCCACACAUGCGGACUAUUAAGACAAGACUGGUAUGUGAGGCAGGCUCCGCGCAUGCGCGGCUGAUAUGGGUACUGCUGUAAAAAUCUCCGAACAAUGGCAGAGGGGCGCACCGACACCUACAGUGGGGCACCCCCAGGGACACUCAUCUCGAAGAAUGUCAGUUACUGCACAGGUGGGUAACCUCCUCAUAUACUGUCUAUAUAAGACCACAAUUCAUCUGAGAUAACUGAUAAUAAAUGAUAGCGUUGUUGUAUAUUAAAGAUGAAUUACCAUUAUGUUUUAGAUAAUUUUAAUGUAUGUAUAUUUGAGUAAUACAAAAUAGCUGUUAGAUAUACUGACAAAUCU
Dermochelys coriacea (leatherback sea turtle) is the source of this 4952-nucleotide messenger RNA. It is a transcript of the gene ESR2, whose product is annotated as estrogen receptor 2. The transcript is spliced from 11 exons. The record is from RefSeq and is a predicted model, not a curated record. Gene Ontology annotation, molecular function: sequence-specific DNA binding; nuclear estrogen receptor activity; steroid binding. Gene Ontology annotation, biological process: cellular response to estradiol stimulus; regulation of DNA-templated transcription; estrogen receptor signaling pathway. The coding region runs from base 425 to 2080 and encodes 551 amino acids. Gene Ontology annotation, cellular component: nucleus. Lineage: Eukaryota; Metazoa; Chordata; Testudines; Dermochelyidae.